This is a messenger RNA of Coffea eugenioides, 351 nucleotides long. RefSeq lists its product as uncharacterized. The record is from RefSeq and is a predicted model, not a curated record. The transcript has a single exon. Lineage: Eukaryota; Viridiplantae; Streptophyta; Magnoliopsida; Gentianales; Rubiaceae. Bases 1 to 351 code for a protein of 116 amino acids.
AUGUUGAGAGCUCUGAGCACACGAAAUGGACGGCGUUAUGAGAAGAUAGAGGAGGGCGGCCAGUCUAGUGCUGUUUUGGAAGCUCAGUUGAACAAAUCCAGGAGCUUGCCUGCAAAACUAUUUGGUUCGCAGCAGAAAUCAACAAGAGGGCAGACUGCUGAAGAAAAAUCUGCUGCAAAACAAGCCAGGACGGUCAGCAAGAUUCACCCGAUGUUUAACCUCUUUGAUCCCCGUCUGAGAAAGAAAGCCACAGCAAAUCCAGAAUUCUCCAGAUACUUGGAAUAUCUCAAGGAAGAAGGUACAGCGGGCUUGGGUCCAACUCCAAAUAUGCCCGUAAUCCACGAAACAUAA